Messenger RNA from Octodon degus (degu), 791 nucleotides. RefSeq names its product TBC1 domain family member 2A-like. The transcript is spliced from 2 exons. The record is from RefSeq and is a predicted model, not a curated record. NCBI's taxonomy places the organism in Eukaryota, Metazoa, Chordata, Mammalia, Rodentia, Octodontidae. The coding region runs from base 204 to 791 and encodes 195 amino acids.
UCGGCCUCCUGAGGGAAUGACUGUCUUUGAUACACAAAUGUUGCCGCCUAGGGCCGUCCCUCCGUCCUCCUCUGCGGGCGGGUCCACCGCUGGCACCGCCCCUGCCCAGGUGUCUAACUCGGGUAGGUGCCGAGGACUCUCAGGGAUCUUGGCCCUGUCGUCUUGUGGGCCCUUUGUCCCUACCCGGUCACUGGGCUGCAGCAAUGAAGGGCGCCCAGGAAGACGUCCUCCAGUCCAACUCGUGCGUUCCUGGGUCCGAAGAGUCUGCGGGUUUGGCCCGGGGCCCAGAGGUGGAGCUUCCAGAGGAGGUGGGGGACUGUGGUCCGUCCCCCGAGGUGGCUUCCAAGAAACUAUGUGGAUAUUUACUUAAAUUUGGCGGUAAAGGGCCCAUACGGGGCUGGAAAUCCCGCUGGUUCUUCUAUGACGAGAGGAAAUGCCACCUAUAUUAUUCACGGACGGCGCAGGAUGCUAAUCCACUGGACAGUAUUGACCUCUCGGGCGCGAUCUUUGACUGCAAGGCGGACGCUGAGGUGGGGACUUUUGAAAUCAAGACUCCCAGCCGGGUUAUCAUCCUGAAGGCCCCCACCAAGCAAGUGAUGCUGUACUGGCUGCAGCAGCUGCAGAUGAAGCGCUGGGAGUUCCACAGCAGCCUGCCUACUCCUCCCACUGCCCCUGACACCACCCCAGCCAGGAAUGUGCCUGCCGUACACGUGGAGCAAGGUACCUACGGGCUGGCCUCCAGCUCACACCAGGCUGUGGUGGCCAGGUCUUCACCCUGCUAUUGGGAGUGA